Colletotrichum acutatum is the source of this 525-nucleotide messenger RNA. RefSeq lists its product as uncharacterized. The record is from RefSeq and is a predicted model, not a curated record. Gene Ontology annotation, biological process: regulation of DNA-templated transcription. Gene Ontology annotation, molecular function: DNA-binding transcription factor activity, RNA polymerase II-specific; zinc ion binding. Lineage: Eukaryota; Fungi; Ascomycota; Sordariomycetes; Glomerellales; Glomerellaceae. The transcript has a single exon. The coding region runs from base 47 to 283 and encodes 78 amino acids.
UACACGGAAGCCCGCAACCUCCGUCAGAAAUAUAUAUCACAACAGUAUGGCGACCCUUCGAAAGCCUCAGAAAGUUUCAUCAGCCUGCCAGAGAUGUCGUCAGCGUAAACUUAGCGUAUGUACAUUCGGAGGCUCAUCUUUUUUGGUCACAAUGAACCAACGCAAUGCCAGUGUGAUAAGGCAAAACCCUUGUCGAGGAUGCAUCCUCGCAGAAGUGGAAUGUUCCCCCGCAUAUAAGGAACGAAAUAUUGGGCCUAUUAAACGAAAGAGCUUUCAGGGCUAGCUACGUAAAUAUGAUAGCUUUGUAGUAUUGAUCUAGCCAAAUCAUUAGUAUUAUUGACCGACCUAGAGCUAGAAAGUCUAAGCGUGCUUGUUGUUUAAUAGCCAUACUACUCUAUUGAGCAAACAAAAAAUACGGUCAAGAUUCCAUAUCCUGAUUAAUUUGUAUUUUCUUUACAUUUUUUUUUAAAAAAACAGACUAAGCUUUGUGUAAUGCAAUUUAUUACUUGGUUGGUUUAUCUCUCU